Messenger RNA from Capronia epimyces CBS 606.96, 885 nucleotides. RefSeq lists its product as uncharacterized. The record is from RefSeq and is a predicted model, not a curated record. Lineage: Eukaryota; Fungi; Ascomycota; Eurotiomycetes; Chaetothyriales; Herpotrichiellaceae. The transcript has 3 exons. The coding region runs from base 1 to 885 and encodes 294 amino acids.
AUGUUUCCUUGGCCUCUCUCGCUUCCGUCUGUGCUCUUACUGUUUGUUCUCUAUGCCUGCGCGACUGAUUUGAAUCCCCGUCAAUCGUGUGCCCCAAGCUACAACUUCUGCUCACCCAAAGGGUCAUCUGUUCGGGAUGUUCCCGUACUCGGGCCAGGUCUUGCGAGGCUCUAUGUCAGCCUGCUCCAAACUGUGGACACUAGUCCGUCACGGCCACGAACCAAGGAAAAUAGAGGUGGUGGUGCAGUGGCUCACGAGCGCAGAGAUGCAACUGGCACACUUUGCUGUGCACAGAAUACCCAGUGCCUGCUUGUGCUUAGCUACAACCUCCCUGUCUGCUGGGAUCGCUUCACUACAAACUACUACCUACCCGAUGGCUCCUACGGUUCAAUUACUUCCGGCAACUACACAACUCCUGCUGGGGACCAUGCAAACCUGAUCACAGGCAAUUAUCAGCUAGUCAGCGGACAGACGGGCAAUAUCUACCAGCAGGACCCAGGCGAGGAGCCUAAUACUUCAACGUUGCUCAUGCCAACGCAGUUUACGAGCAGUGGAGUUGGCUCAGCGAUACCCGCAAGCCAAGUCGGCGGCCCAGCGACGUACACAUCGCUGCCAUUGCCGCUGUUGCCUCCGACCCCGACUGCUUCCCCGGCCGUGAGUAGCACCAACACUUAUAGUAUUGGAGGAAGCAUGACAAAUGGGAUUGGGAGCACCUUCCAUGGGAGCGGUAUCGGCUCCAUCACAGCCUCCGCAACCAGUGGUCCUGAGAUCACGCCGCCAACCACAAGCAAUGGAGCGGGACCCGUUCGUCAUGGCAAAUGCCACCAGUUCUUGAUUGGGAUCACAAUCCUCGCCGCAGGAGUACAAUACUUCACAUACAGAUAG